Cordyceps fumosorosea ARSEF 2679 is the source of this 678-nucleotide messenger RNA. Its product is annotated as Protein kinase A anchor protein, nuclear localization signal domain protein. The record is from RefSeq and is a predicted model, not a curated record. The transcript has a single exon. Gene Ontology annotation, biological process: DNA alkylation repair; regulation of DNA-templated transcription. Lineage: Eukaryota; Fungi; Ascomycota; Sordariomycetes; Hypocreales; Cordycipitaceae. Gene Ontology annotation, cellular component: nucleus. The coding region runs from base 1 to 678 and encodes 225 amino acids.
AUGGCAGCUCGUCGGGCUGCACGGGCACGGGCACGGGCGCCUGCACGCCCGACGCACUUUCUCUGCAUCCCCCUCUUGCGGCGGCAACUCGCGCACAACGUCGCUGCCUUUCGCGCCGACGUGACCAACAUCAACUCCGCCGCGCCGCUGCCGCCAUCCGCGGUGCGACCGCCGGGCACGAUGCACAUCACUCUCGGCGUGAUGAACCUCGCGGAGCCGGCUCGUCUGGAGCGAGCGCUGGAGUUACUGCGACAGCAGCAACGGCAACGGCAACGGCAAAGCAGGCUGUGUCUGACGCUGAAGGGGCUGCGCGCGAUGCAGGAUCCGGCCGCCACGGGGGUGCUGUACGCGCCGCCGGCGGAUGUUGAAGGACAGGCGGCGGGUGGGCUGCGGGCGUACUGCGAGGCGGUGAGGCGCGCGUUCAUCGAGGAAGGGCUGAUGGAGCCGGACGGCAGGCCGUUCGUGCUGCACGCGACGGUGGUGAACACGGCGCACGUGAAGAGGGGGCGAGGGGAGAGGUUGAUGCUGGAUGCGAGGGGGUUGUUGGAGGAGUACGCGGAGCAUGUCUGGCUGGACAGGCAUGAGGUAAGGAGUCUGGCGAUUUGUAGGAUGGGUGCGCAGCCGAAGGGGACGGAGGGGGAUGAGGCGUAUGAGGUGGUGGAGGAGGUGAGAGUGUGA